Molecule: messenger RNA, 1188 nt
Organism: Lemur catta (Ring-tailed lemur)
Lineage: Eukaryota; Metazoa; Chordata; Mammalia; Primates; Lemuridae
Gene: TMEM89
Product: transmembrane protein 89
Exons: 2
Coding region: 706-1188 (160 amino acids)
Source: RefSeq, a predicted model, not a curated record
GCAGGUACUUAGAAACAUGUUGGAGUAAAUAAAGCAGGGUCACAUGAGAGAGAAGGGACUGUGUUACCCAAGAUGGUCGUGGGAGGGAGUCUCAGGGAGCAGGUGACACUUGACCUGAAACUCCAGCCGUGAGAAGGUGACUUUUCCAGAGUGGGAAACGGUGCUCCUGGCACAGGGAGCCCCCGGCGUGCUCGGGGAGGCCUGCGGGAGGCAGGAGCAGCUUGGAGGGAAGCGAGCAGGAGGGGAGACUCCCAGGCCAGUGCGAGCCUUUAGGCUUUAUUUGGUUAGUGAGGGGAGUGUGGGCUUUGACCCCACAUCUUUGAGUGAUCACCCUGCUGCCACGUGGACUGUGAGCUGGGGCUGAGUGUAGGAACCAGUGAGCAGCUCAGUUGUACUGGCCUUGGUCGGCCUGGGGGUGCUGUCCACGUGGAGAGCAGCAGGCUGCAGGGGCUGUGGGGUGUUUGGAUUUUAGGGGCUAGAUGAUGAGUGAGGAGAUGGCAGCUGUGGGAGAAACAGUCCCUCAGUCCUGGGCCAGCCAGGCCAACUGGGAGAGUGGGAACCAGGCCCCAGGCCUCCCAUUCUCCCCCAGCCCUGGAGCCCAGCCCCCUGCCCCUUCCAUUUUCUAGCCAGGCUAGAACCUGCUCCCGGGGGAGGGGCGUUUGCCUGUUGCCAGGUGCCCAGGUUCCGGCCACACUAGCCACGGCCAUGCUGCCUGUGCUGCCCUCACUGUCCUUGCUGCUCCUGCUGGCGACGACUGCCCCCAGCUAUGCCUGGUCACGGCCCCUCUGGUACCAGGUGGGGCUGGACUUGCAGCCCUGGGGGUGCCAGCCAAACAGCAUGGAGGGCUGCGGGACCAGCCUGGACUGCCGUGGCUAUUGGAUGGACCUGGGAGCGAACCACGUCUACCCUGUGGCUGGGGUCACACUCACCACCACCAUGAUGAUGCUGAUGGUCAGCCGCAGGGUGCUGCAGCGGCGGCGCCUACAGGCCACCAAGGUUGAGCACCCGCAGGUGACCACUGAACCCUGUGGACCCUGGAAACAGCAGGCCCCAAUCUCGGACCGCACUAUACUGCUUGGAGUCCUGCACAUGCUGGAUGCCCUCCUGGUCCAUAUCGAGAGCCACCUACGGUGUCUAGCCAACCAGCAACAAAUCCAAAUAAAGGGGACUUCCACCCAGAAUGGGUGA